AUGGACAGAGACCAGAACGAGCUGCAAUUCCUAGGGUUCCUCGGCAUCUACAGGGAGACAUCCAAGAUCAUCCUCAAAUGGAGGAAGAUAUUCGCCCAGAUCACGCUCGCUCUCAUCCUCCCUUUCUGCGUCAUCUUCCUCGCCCACUCCUUGGUCUCACAGCUCCUCUCCUCCAAGAUCCUCGACCACGAGAUCACCCGAAGCGACACCUGGAAGGAUGACCCGGAGUACAGGGACCUGUCCCGCACGCUCAAGAAGGAGUGGGUUGCUUUCUGGCUCGUCAGGGUCGGCUACUUCAUCUUCAUCUUCAUCUUCUCUCUCCUUUCAACCGCAGCUGUUGUCUAUACAGUAGCCUGCGUUCGCGCUGCCAAGCAGAUUAGUUUCAAGAAGAUCAUGAGCAUCCUGCCCAGAGUGUGGAAGAGGCUCAUGGUCACUUUUUUCUGGUGCUUCGCACUCUUCUUGGUGUACAACGUUGUGGCUGUGGGGCUUCUGAUUGUAUGGCUUGUCGUGGUGAGGCAAUUUUCGGUUGGUCCUGCACUUGGGAUUGCCGUGGCAGUAAUUCUCUUGAUCUUGUACAUCGUUGGGUUUGUUUAUAUCACAAUGAUUUGGCAAUUGGCGAGCGUGAUCUCGGUUCUUGAAGAUGCGUAUGGAAGGAAGGCGAUGGCGAAGAGCAAGAGACUGAUAAAGGGCAAGAUAGGCCUAUCGGUUUGGUGUUUUCUUGGUGUCUUGGUGUGCUCCGUACUGGUUCAGGCACUGUUUGAAUUCUUCGUGGUCUUGGACUUUGUUCCUAUCGGAAUCAGGAUUGGGGUUGGGCUGAUCUGCUUGCUGUUGCUGUCGAUGCUGGUGCUGUUCGAUUUGGUCGUGCAGACAGUGAUCUACUUCGUCUGCAAGUCCUACCACCACGAGAACAUCGACGGCUCCUGCUUGUCUGAUCAUCUCGAGGGCUGUCUUGGAGGAGACUGUCCCUCUGAAGGCCAAAAGGCUGUCCAGCUUGAGCAACUUCAAGUCUGA
Molecule: messenger RNA, 1011 nt
Organism: Eucalyptus grandis
Lineage: Eukaryota; Viridiplantae; Streptophyta; Magnoliopsida; Myrtales; Myrtaceae
Exons: 1
Coding region: 1-1011 (336 amino acids)
Source: RefSeq, a predicted model, not a curated record